AUGGCCCUCGCAGAAAAAUGGCGCCCGUGCGGCCUCCUCAACCAAAAGCCCACCACACCAUACGCGGUAAUAGUGCUCAAUCAACCGGUCAACAAGAACGCCCUGAAUGCCGUGAUCUCGACGGCGUCGCUACUAGUCUGUGCCGACGGCGGCGCCGAUCGACUCCUCGCAUACGAACAGCAAACGGGCACCACGGCCACGGGAUCUGCACCAAACGGGUCGAGCAAUGACAACAACAGCCACAAAGGACAAUAUCGUCAUCGCCUACCGGACGCGAUCAUCGGCGAUCUGGAUUCGCUGUCGCGACGUGCUGAGGAGCACUAUCGAGAGCGUGGGGUGCUGGUGGUCAAGGACCCGGAUCAGUAUUCUACAGACUUCACCAAAUGUCUCAGCUGGAUCAGGGGCACGAUGGGUGAUGCGCCAAUGGAUGUCGUGGUGCUGGGAGGGCUGGGAGGACGAGUCGACCAAGGCUUUUCACAGAUCCAUCAUCUCUUCAUGGCAGAGAAUGAUCCCAGUCUUCUACGCGGUCGGAUAUACUUGCUGUCAGAACAGAGCUUGUCAUUUGUUCUCGCCAACGGGCAAAAUCUCGUCUAUGUAGAGCCAGGCUAUUUCGCCGAGAACAUUGGUAUCAUCCCCGUGCUGGGAAAGACGCUGCUCACCACCAAAGGCCUGGAGUGGGAUGUGGAGAAUUGGCCCACCGAAUUUGGUGGUCAGGUCAGUACGAGUAAUCAUAUCCGGUCGGACGUGAUUGAAAUCGCCUUUGAAGGGCCUCGACCUCUGCUCACCCUCGAAUUGGAUGCCAGACUCUCGGCGAGUGGCGAAUAA
Exophiala bonariae is the source of this 825-nucleotide messenger RNA. RefSeq lists its product as uncharacterized. The coding region runs from base 1 to 825 and encodes 274 amino acids. Gene Ontology annotation, molecular function: thiamine binding; ATP binding; thiamine diphosphokinase activity. The transcript has a single exon. Gene Ontology annotation, biological process: thiamine metabolic process; thiamine diphosphate biosynthetic process. Lineage: Eukaryota; Fungi; Ascomycota; Eurotiomycetes; Chaetothyriales; Herpotrichiellaceae. The record is from RefSeq and is a predicted model, not a curated record.